AUGCCACUGGAAAGGUUAGCAGUUUUAAUAACAGAAAUAUUUAACAAUUUUUUUGCAGAGUUGAACCAGAAUCCCAAACUCAAUGGUAUGUAAAUUCUUUAGAUAAUGAAGAAAAUUGUGAAGUUUCCGAAAAACGAAUUGGCUGGGGAGCUCGAGGCGAAGUUUUCGAAGGAAAAUUUAAUGGGAAAAUUGUGGCGGUAAAAAAAUCAACAAAUUGUGACGGUGGAGAAAUCUCGAAAGAAUUCGAAAUUCUGAAAAAAUUGAAACAUCGAAAUAUUAUUGAGUUUUUGUAAGUUAAAUUUUUCUCAAAAAUGGAAAAAAAACUAGCUGAUUAGUUUCAGUUAUUUUCAACAAAAAUCUACGUUCUCUUUAAUUUUUAUGGAAUACUGUGAGAAAGGUAAUCUGUCAGAUUAUGUGCGAGCAAAUGUUAUCGAUAAAACUAUGUGGAUGGAAUGGAUUCGUCAAAUCACAGAUGGAAUGUUGUAUUUGCAUGAAAAUAAAAUUAUUCAUAGAGAUUUGAAAGGACCGAAGUGAGUUACUGUUUUUUCACAUAAACUGUCUUAUUUCAGUAAAAAUUUGAAUUUUCCAUGUUCCAAGAAUUGUUUUCAGUAUUUUAAUAAAUUCAAACGACAUCUUGAGAAUCUGUGACUUUGGAGAGUCACGUGGUUAUAUCGAAAGCAUCAGUCAAAAAAUGACAUUUCGUGGAACUUUUAACUAUAUGGCACCAGAAGUAUUGCAAGAAAAAAAAUACAGCAAAAAAGUUGAUGUUUAUUCAUUUGGUAUGGUUUUGUGGGAAAUGUUGACGGGGCACACACCUUUUUCAAAAUGCAACCUACAUCGAAUCAUUUAUGCUGUUGGUAGAGGGUUGGUUAAAUUUAUUAAAAGUUUCUAUAAAAUUGAUGGCUUGCAGGAUUUUGACCUUGGCUUUCCCACCAAACUCCCCAAGAAACUUUGAACGUUUGAUUAGACUUUGUGUAUCUUACAAUAGCAAACUUCGUCCAUCUUUCAAAUAUAUACAAUCACAAUUUGAUAUCUGGUUUAUGGAUAUAAUGGAUAUUGAAAAUUGGGAGGGGCAAUGUAAUGAAUGGCAUGAAUAUUCAAAAGAAAUUCAAUACGGAAAGAUUUGCAAAGAAGACCCAGAUGAGAAAUUGUAUGUGAAAAAAUCAACACCGAGGAUAUUGUUCAAUCCGCAGAGUUUGUUUUUUUACUUGACAUGAUUUGUUACAAAAUUUUCACGCUGGCAAUCUGAAACAAAUUCUUUGGUUUUUUCUUUUUCCGAUCAAAUUUCUGUUUUUUUCAUUAAAAAAGAGUUCAAUAAAUCAUUUGAUAAUUUAUUAUUUCAGGAAAAUACGUGCGCUCUGCAUUAGAACUCCGCCGAAGAGCAGUAUUGUUCAGCAGUUCAUCUUCUUCAGAUUUAAACGAAACCUGUAAUUCUUCCCCAUCAGAUUUCUGUCGUUACUGUCGAGCAAGAUCUUCUGAUACAUUAUUGCUCUACACGAGAAGAAGAAGAAGUGGGAGCCCAUUUUCGAAAUCAAGAUCAAGGUCAAAUUCAAGACCUCAAUCUGAAGAUGUAGGGAUGAAAGUCUCAAAUGAAAAACCAACAAAGGAGGAUGGGAAUAUUUGA
Molecule: messenger RNA, 1624 nt
Organism: Caenorhabditis angaria
Lineage: Eukaryota; Metazoa; Nematoda; Chromadorea; Rhabditida; Rhabditidae
Source: the annotation of a GenBank genome assembly